AUGACAGAUGCGGAUGGUAACCUUGCAGACUACUGGACGUGGUGUGCCAAAAAUGGCGUCGUAAGCAAAAAGUUGUCGCUGCGCAGGUGCGUGCAAGGACUCAUGCCGCAGCUCUCGCUUCACGUUGACGAACCCGUACGUGCUGGUGCGAUUGUGGCGACCGUGCCGUAUCUUGUGGCGCUGAACGUGCAGACGAUUAGGGGGGAUAUGAAACCUGCCAUAGUGCCCCCUGUUUGUGCGAUGUGUACAUUUUUGACACGCCGUCGUCGGAUGGAUAUUGUUACCGCGCGGUCUUUGUGGCUUGCUUGCUGUUUAGCAUGCUACAGGCGCCUGCUUUUGCAGGGACACUCAUUAAGCAAUGCACCACUUUUUUCGCGUCUUCUAAUGCCAGAAUUGCCCUCGCCCUUUACACCAACAUACAUCCGGGGGUAUCCCGCCCUAGCCGCCUCCAUACCGGAAGGCGUAGAUGAUGCCGUGGAGCACUCAUUCCUCUCACUGGUGCGAAGACAAGUGGAGGGUCAACUGCGCGUCACACAUGCAGCACUGCAUUUUUAUCAUCGACGACGAUUGCCUCAUCUAUCACAGCAAUUUGUUCCCAGCUUUGAUGAGCUGUGCGUGGCAUACCGUACUGUGCUUCACCGCAGUCUGUUGUUGCCUGUUGACUGCGUCCCAUCAUCGCCGGGUGACUUGGCGGACUUGUUUAGUGAGCGGCCCGAUCUCGAUCUCUUGCCGACGCUUGUGCCACUUGUCGAUGUUAUUCGAGGCUCCUCCGCCGCACGGAUGUCGACGAAUGCCGCGGGCAGCGACGUCCGCGGAAGCGGUGAUGACAACACUGCAGCAAAUUGUGCGCUCUACACCUGCACACAGGCCGAUUUUUUUUCCUCGGGGAGUCGUCGACGUGUCGUUUUUGAAACAGAACCCCUUUCUAGCCGUCGCGUGGUGGUAUGCGCUACGAGGGACAUGAAAGAGGGGGAGGAACUCCUGCUGGACUACAGCUCACCGUGA
Molecule: messenger RNA, 1005 nt
Organism: Trypanosoma rangeli
Lineage: Eukaryota; Euglenozoa; Kinetoplastea; Trypanosomatida; Trypanosomatidae
Exons: 1
Coding region: 1-1005 (334 amino acids)
Source: RefSeq, a predicted model, not a curated record